This is a messenger RNA of Nasonia vitripennis (jewel wasp), 522 nucleotides long. It is a transcript of the gene Qbp-1, whose product is annotated as neuroparsin-like peptide. The record is from RefSeq and is marked inferred. Bases 1 to 522 code for a protein of 173 amino acids. The transcript is spliced from 3 exons. NCBI's taxonomy places the organism in Eukaryota, Metazoa, Arthropoda, Insecta, Hymenoptera, Pteromalidae.
AUGGCUUCUGACACCCUGUACAUCUUUUGCAUGGCAACGCUUAUACUCCUUCGGCAAGUUUUGAACGAGCUCGCGGGAGGUAUAAAACCGGCCGGCGGAACAGCGACUCCUCCACAACGUCCGCAGCACCGCAGGACAGCACCAGGCCUAGACAGCUCUGACCAGAAGAACGACGUGCUUUCGGCUGACAGGUUCCUCGGGCAUCCGACGAUCAUCGAGCGCGCCGUGCAGAGAUCCGAGUGCGAGGGUUGCGGAGCCAACUGCAAACAGUGCAAGUACGGCUCGGCCUAUUCGCUCUGGUGCGGACUGGACGAGUGUCUCAAGGGACCGGGCGAGAUGUGCGGCGGUGUGCGCAACAAGUACGGCGAAUGCGGUGACGGCAUGUACUGCCGAUGCAACAAGUGCACCGGCUGCAGCAUCGACACCCUCGAGUGCUUCUCCGGCUUCUGUCCGAUACUCGAACAGCAGAUGCAGCUGCGCCACCAGGACCACAGCAUGCACGGACUUCAGCUCGACAAGUAA